Molecule: messenger RNA, 645 nt
Organism: Cydia pomonella (codling moth)
Lineage: Eukaryota; Metazoa; Arthropoda; Insecta; Lepidoptera; Tortricidae
Exons: 1
Coding region: 1-645 (214 amino acids)
Source: RefSeq, a predicted model, not a curated record
AUGGUGUUGCUGGGGCCGUCGGUGAGGUCAAUCAGAGAUCUCGUCGCGAUUUGUGAAGCCUAUGCGACGGAACACGGGCUCAAAUAUAACUCGGACAAGAGUGAACUGCUUGUUUUUAAGAGCGGGAAAGUGAAGCCAAUGAAUGUUCCGCCCAUUAAGCUGAACGGCAGCGCACUUCAGGUGGUGACCCAAUUUAAGUAUUUAGGUCAUGUAGUCACCGAAGACCUGAAAGAUGACAGUGAUCUUGAAAGGGAGCGUAGAGCGCUGGCAGUCAGGGGUAACAUGAUUGCUCGCAGAUUUGCUCGAUGCUCUAAACUGGUUAAAGUGGCACUUUUCAAGGCAUAUUGCCAAUCUUUUUACGCGAGCAGUCUGUGGGUGACAUACACUCGUAAGGCUGCCAGUGUUCUGCGCGUCCAAUAUAACAACAUUUUCAGGAUGCUGAUGCAGCUGCCCCGAUUCUGUAGCGCGUCAAGUAUGUUCGCGGAGGCGCACACAGAUGGGUUCCACGUAAUUAUCCGCAAGAAAGUGGCCUCCCUACUCAGUCGCGUUCGAAGCAGCAGCAACAGCAUCCUGGGCCUGUUUGCUUAUAGGUUUGACUGCCCCAUUUAUGAUAAAUGGAGGCAAAUAAUGCUCGGCCUUGUGUAA